UCUGUUGUUUAUCAUACAUUUCAGAGUGUCAGUGGUGUUGUGGAAAGCAUGAAGGUUGUCACAUCGGAAAACUCUGAACGUGUUGCUCGUUAUGCUUUUGAGUAUGCUAAGAAGAAUGGCCGUAAGAAGGUGACAACUAUCCACAAGGCAAACAUUAUGAAGCUCUCUGAUGGUCUGUUUCUUGAGACAUCCCGCAAGAUAGCAAGUGAAUACCCAGAUAUUGAACACAAUGACAUGAUCAUUGACAACUGCUGCAUGCAGCUGGUCUCGAAGCCACAUCAGUUUGAUGUAAUGCUCAUGACAAACCUGUAUGGCACAAUUGUGUCUAAUGUGGUGUGUGGUCUUGUGGGUGGUGCAGGACUUCUCUCUGGCAAGAAUUACGGCGAUCAUUAUGCCAUCUUUGAGCCAGGGACACGCAACACUGGAACAGCCAUUGCAGGAAAAAACAUUGCGAACCCUAUUGCCAUGCUGAAUGCAUCAGCUGACAUGUUGGAACACCUUGGGCACCACUACCAUGCAAACAUGAUUCAUAAAGCAGUUGACAGGACUGUCAAUGAGGAUCAUAUUCACACGCCAGAUUUGGGAGGCCAAGCAACAAGCAUUGAUGUGGUGCAGAAUAUCAUCAAAUACCUUCAAGAGACUACAAAAACUUCCAACUGAUUUACAACAUUAUGUAUUAUCUGUUCAAAAGCUGCUGUGGUCUCACAGCCCCAUGUAGACAUAUGAACUGUACUAUAGUAGUGCUGGUGGUGGUGGUUCUAUUUCUUUCCUCUUAGGAGAUAAAGCCGAGUUUUUGCCAAUCACAUAUAUACAACAGUAACUGUUUACAAUAUACCAGCUUUUCAUGCUUUGUUCACGUCAUGUACUUUUGUAUGUUAUGCGGAAAAAGAGUUGCAUGACUGCAUGAAUUUGUAAUUUUCUUCAGAUGGGUUCUGAAAUAUAAUUUUCAAUAUCCUGUUGUAUUAUAAAAUAGCCAUGUGUUUUUGUAGGUUAGUAUGGGACUGUAAGCUUGGUACAUAAUAACAUACAUGUAUUUUUACUGUUACUAUUAUUGUUGUUACAAUGUAACCUUUAGAAUGGCAUUUCCAGUCAUCUGUGCAUGAAGAGAUAACUUCAUAAUAAUCAUGGAGUGCCAAGACAGUGAAAUUCGACAGUUGGAAUAACAGGAAAGCGAAUUUUCUCCUCCACUGAUAGUAAUUUUCUUUACUUUUUCCUGGCCUUUCGGUUUGCAUGUAAGUGGUCUUCCGGGACGCAUUGGUAUCUACAGUUCCAUGUGGCAUCACACCCCAGAAGACCAGCACUGGGAAAACCUGUUUUGGCACAUCCAGUGCUUUAGUUGUCUAUGAAGCUGCUAUGAUGUUCUGAAAGUGCAUAAUGUUUUGGAUAUAUAUUGUAUUUAAUGGUAAUGGUUUAUAAUUUCACACAUAAGAAAACCAUUUGUGAAAUGAGCUGUAAUUUAUGUAUUUGCAAGAUUGUUACAGAAAGCAAAUGUUUAUGUGGUGGAGAGAGGAUGAUGUCAUGGAAUGUUUAAAAAAAAAGAUAAAAUAUUCCAUCUGUGAGUGCUACUGUUUACACUGUCCCUGUAGUAAACGCAGAUAUCAUAACAUUAUGGAUUGUGUGUCAUA
This is a messenger RNA of Zootermopsis nevadensis, 1625 nucleotides long. NCBI's taxonomy places the organism in Eukaryota, Metazoa, Arthropoda, Insecta, Blattodea, Termopsidae. The record is from RefSeq and is a predicted model, not a curated record.